GAACCACUCCUCUCUUAGAAUUAAAAGGUGAAGGAGAAUAGGGGAGCUCUCGCGCACACAAGAAUUCCGGCUUUCAGUUCAGAAUCGAAAAUUCGCACCCCCUGCGCGGGCGACCUGCGGACACGAUAGUCGUAAAAUUCAACGGGUUUCAAAAGACAAUUUUGCCCCUCUUUUUUUUUAGCUUAACCCGGAUUUUUAAUUUAAGCCCAGCGGUAUAUCCGUAAAUACUUUUAAGCCGACCCUAUUUUCUUAAAAACUUAAUUAAUUAGCAUUAAUACCGAAAAAAGUCCCUGGUCUCUUUACAGAAAUUCCAAGUUCUCAGAUUCAUGGCUCAAUCAUCUGCUGCUGAUAGUAUUGGCAAGAAGAAGAAGCUUAUUCAUAUUGAUAUUAGUUCAGAUAGUGUAUGCCCAUGGUGUUUUGUUGGGAAAAGAAACCUGGAUACAGCUAUUGCUUCGUCAAAGGAACACUAUGAGUUUGAGAUUAAAUGGCAUCCAUAUUUACUUAAUCCUUCUGCACCUAAAGAAGGUGUAAGCAAGAAAGAAUUUUAUAUGCAGAAGUUUGGAACUCGAAGUGAACAACUUAGGUUGAGGAUGACUGAGAUUUUCAAAGGUCUUGGACUGGAAUAUAACAUGUCUGGACUAACGGGCAAUACUCUGGACAGUCACCGGCUCAUAUAUUUUGCAGGGCAACAGGGCCACGAUAAGCAACACAAUCUUGUUGAUGAGCUUUUCAUUGGCUAUUUCACUCAGGGCAAGUAUAUCGGUGACAGGGAGUUUCUUGAAGAAGCUGCUAAGAAGGUUGGAGUUGAAGGAGCGGCGGAGUUUCUCGAGGAUCCGCUCAAUGGUCUGAAGGAGGUCAAUGAAGAACUUAAGCAAUAUUCAGCCAACAUAAGUGGAGUCCCACACUUUGUGAUUAAUGGGGAACAGCAGCUAAGCGGUGGUCAAGCUUCAGAAACUUUCUUGAAGGCCUUUCAAGCAGCCUGAAUGCCUUCGGCUGGGAGUUUUUAUAUUGAGAUCAAAGAUGGUGAAGUUUUUUUUUGUCCACAAUAUAUUUCUUGCUUCAUUUUCGUUAGAAUUUCGAAGUUGGCGUUCCCAUCAUUACCUCACUCUACAUGGUUCAACCUAAUAAUAAUGCCAACAAAUUUAUGCAUUGUUGUGACUUGUGAUUAUGCAUGCAAUUAUUCACAAAAUCAUGGCACAACUCUGUACCUUAAUAUCAGCCCAGGUUUGGGUCAAAAUCAUGCAAUAAAGCAUGCAAUUGCAAGGUCCUUUUGGUAAC
Cuscuta epithymum is the source of this 1278-nucleotide messenger RNA. The record is from the annotation of a GenBank genome assembly. Lineage: Eukaryota; Viridiplantae; Streptophyta; Magnoliopsida; Solanales; Convolvulaceae.